Molecule: messenger RNA, 1954 nt
Organism: Scophthalmus maximus (turbot)
Lineage: Eukaryota; Metazoa; Chordata; Actinopteri; Pleuronectiformes; Scophthalmidae
Gene: pih1d2
Product: PIH1 domain containing 2
Exons: 5
Coding region: 420-1364 (314 amino acids)
Biological process (GO): box C/D snoRNP assembly; rRNA processing
Cellular component (GO): R2TP complex; ribonucleoprotein complex; cytoplasm
Source: RefSeq, a predicted model, not a curated record
GUCGUCUAGUCUCCAUAGCAACUGACAACAUUAACCAAGGAGUUUGUUAAACUAGCUAUCAACGGUUCUGUUUGCUCGAAAAAUCGGACUCCGCUCAUCUCCCUUCAAUUUUUUCUUUCAUUACAUUCUUUCUUAUUAAUUAUCUUAAUUGUUAUUGGUGUGUUUUUUUCACCAAGGGAAGCAAAGCCGUCCCAAGCCUCCUUUGAUCUCACACAGUAACAGCAGCCACGACCGGAGUCGAUCUAUUCAGUUAGUACAGAAUCUCCAACCGAACGGUGUUUCAUCGCAUCAGAUGUAACUUUUCUUUUUCUUUUUCCCUCAAAUUUCUGAGGAGGCCCAGCCCUCCCGGGACGAGCCGCGGCCCCUUAGCGGCUAAUGUUGCGUGUUCGCUGACGCCAAAGCGAGACAUUUACCUGAACAUGUCCGGCGGCACGGAGGGUGUUCUGCAGCGGGUCAACCAGUUCUGGUCCAUGCUGGACGACCUCUCGCAGAAUGACCCGGCGGCUUACCGCAGGUUCAUCCAGAAACAGAUGGAGGAAGGCGCCGAGUUCAGUGCGCCGCCUGAGCUCCACUCUUGUCUGUGCACGGAACUAUUGGAGCCCAAGAAAGGGUUGUUGUAUAUCAACAUAUGCAGCUGGAAACGUGUCCCGGCGCCUCAGGAUCCCAGCGAACCAUUACCUUUAUGUGCUGGAAAAUUGGAAACAGGCACAAAUGAAAGUCAAGGCUUGUACACUGUGUUGGAUGUAGCUUUAAACCCUGCAGUGCUUGAAGAAAAUAACAAAGACAAAGCAACAGUUUAUAUGUUGGCCCUGAGUUUUGCCCAGCAGCAGCAGGGCUUGAGGUUAUCUCAGCAGUACACUGUCGUGAAGUGUAGCCCUGACUGUCGUCCAGAUGACUUGCAUCGCCGCCUUGGGUUCCAGCAGCGGCCCAACACCUCCAAACAACCCGACACAGCCAGUCAAACCCCAGCUGCCCUCCUGGAGCAGAUCUCAUCUUUACGUUCAGAGAAACAAGACGAGGAGCCAGCUGCCCAAAUUAUCAGUAGACCUGCGGAGAACAAAAAGAAGGAUCUCAUCCAGGUCAUGUCCACCACUUUUGCGCAGCCUCAGGAGCCCGAGUACCAACUUGAGGUGAAAACUGAUACAUCAGGAGUUCCUCGCUGUGUGGAGCUGACUGUAGACCUGCCAAAAGUUUGCUCCAUGUCAGAGUGCCAGCUGAGAAUUUCCAAGGAGGACGUCUUACUGGAAGUGGAGGACGUUUACUAUUUGCUUCUGGAAUUUCCGAUAACUGUAAAUGAAGACACUGCCUCUGCCGUCUUAAACAAGAAGAAACGAAGGCUUGCAUUGAAAGUGGAGGUUUUGUGACCAUGUGCUGUAUUAAUGAAAGAAGUGUACAAAGAGGAAACCGUGAAGCUGGGAGUAAAUUGUGACACUGAACAUAACUUAAAAUAAAUUGCCAAAAGAAACUUAAUUCCUUCUGGGCAAAAUGAAAAACCUUUGCAAAGGAUUUAAGUAUGAAAAACUUUAGCUAAAAAACAAUCAACAGCUGCUUUAUAAACGCAUCCUUCCCAAAACCUAAAUGUUUUUUUCUAUAAAAACCCUAUUGUAGUGUGGGUUGAUCUGCAGCAGCAAAUUUGAUUUUGAACCCAAAACAAACUAAUUGACUUCUGUGGGUUUUGUUUAUUAAUGUGUGGGUGUGUGAAUAGAGGUGUAUAGUGGUUAGGAGCUGGUGUUCAGUGUCAGUAAUAAUUGAGAACACAAUGAUCCAUGCAGUAAUUCAUGUUUAUGAAAACAUCAGGGUGGAUGCAGAACAACAACAUCACUGUUUGGCAAUCUGGAACAUGUGAAAAAUGUCAGUCAACACUUUCGUUGAAAGGGUUGCAUACUGUGUACCGAUCACAGCUUCUUUUUGACACGUUAUUUUUUGUAAAUCAUUAAAAUUUUUCAUAUUAAGA